CAGGCCCUUGGCGCACACCCCUCGGCGCUGAGCCGACCUGCGUGACGCGGGAACCUCCGCUGGUCCCCUGGGAAGCUCCAUGGCCUUUUCGGAACUGCUGGACCAGGUGGGAAGCCUGGGCCGGUUCCAGGGUCUCCAGACCGUGGCCUUGGUGGUGCCCAUCAUGUGGCUCACCACUCACACCCUGUUGGAGAACUUCUCGGGCGCCGUGCCCGGCCACCGCUGCUGGGCGCCGCUCCUGGACAACAGCACCGCCCAGGCCGGUGCCCCCGCGGCCCUCACACCCGAGGCCCUCCUGGUCAUCUCCAUCCCACCGGGCCCCAACCACGGGCCCCACCAGUGUCGCCGCUUCCGCCAGCCUCAGUGGCAGCUCCUGGACCCCAACGCCACGGCCGCCCACUGGAGCGAGGCAGCCACGGAGCCUUGCGUGGACGGCUGGGUCUACGACCUCAGCACCUUCAGCUCCACCAUCGUGGCCGAGUGGGACCUGGUGUGUGACUCCCAGGCCCUGAAGCCCAUGGCCCAGUCCAUCUUCCUGGCUGGGAUCCUGGUGGGAGCUGCCACCUUUGGCAGAGUCUCUGACAGGUUUGGGUGCAGGCUGGCGCUGACCUGGAGCUACCUGCACAUGGCCGUGUGGGGCACGGCGACGGCCUUUGCCCCCACCUUCCCUGUGUACUGCCUGUUCCGCUUCCUGCUGGCCGUGGCCUCUGCGGGCGUUAUGAUGAACACGGCCAUUCUGCUGAUGGAGUGGACGUCUGAGCAAGCCCGGACCUUGGCGAUGACCUUCAACAGCCUGGGCUACAGCUUCGGCAUGGUGCUGCUGGCCGGGGUGGCCUACGGCCUGCGCGACUGGAUGGUGCUGCAGCUGGCCGUGUCUGUCCCCUUCUUCCUCUUCUUUGGGUACUCCUGGUGGCUGGCAGAGUCAGCUCGAUGGCUCCUCAUCACAGGCAGGCUGGAGAAGGGCUUGCGGGAGCUGCGGAGGGUGGCGGCCAUCAACGGGAAGAGGGAGGCGCAGGACACACUGACCAAGGAGGUCGUGCUCUCAGCACUGCAGGAGGAGCUCCCUGUGAGCCAGGCUCCCACCAGCCUGGGCACCCUGCUCCGCAGGCCCGGACUGCGCCUCCGCACCUAUGCCUCCACUCUGUGCUGGUUUGCCUUUGGCUUCACCUUCUUUGGCCUGGCCUUGGACCUGCAGGCCCUGGACAGCAACAUCUUCCUGUUCCAGGUCCUCCUCGGUGUCCUUGACAUUCCAGCCAAGAUAGCCUUCCUGAUGCUGCUGAGGUGUGUGGGCCGCCGCCCCAUGCAGGCAGCAUCCCUGGUGCUGGCGGGGCUCUGCAUCCUGGCCAACGUGCUGGUGCCCCUCGAGAUGAGGUACCUGCGCUCAAGCCUAGCCAUGCUGGGGCUUCAGUGUAUAGGCGUCACCUUCACCUGCAUCAACAUCUACACUGGGGAGCUCUUCCCCACUGUGCUCAGGAUGACCGCAGUGGGCCUGGGCCAGGUCGCAGCCCGCCUGGGAGCCAUGCUGGGGCCGCUGGUGCAGCUGCUGGGCACACACCAUCCCGCGCUGCCCCUGCUGGUGUACGGGACUGUGCUGGUGCUGAGUGGCCUGACCUCGCUGCUGCUGCCCGAGACCCGGAACCUGCCACUGCCCGACACCAUCCAAGACGUGCAGAACCAGGCAGCGAAGAAGGCAGCACCCCGUACCCGGGAGCAUCCUGUCGUGAAAUCCACACAGUUUUAGUCUUCCCUCGAGAAGAACCUUCUGUCCUCUGCAGAAAGCAGGCGAGGCCCCGCCCGAGGGUAGAAUGAAACCCGUACCUACCGCCGGGGCCACAUGCCUGUCUCCGACCCCGUCAACCUGGGAGCCCCCCGAGGGUCGGGAUGUCCCCAGCUGCCACACAGGGCCGGCGGCAGAUCAUCAGUGGGAGGGAGGGAAGACAGUGAAUAAAGGAACAAAGGACUGGC
This is a messenger RNA of Phyllostomus discolor (pale spear-nosed bat), 1965 nucleotides long. RefSeq names its product solute carrier family 22 member 12 (gene SLC22A12). Gene Ontology annotation, biological process: transmembrane transport. Lineage: Eukaryota; Metazoa; Chordata; Mammalia; Chiroptera; Phyllostomidae. Gene Ontology annotation, cellular component: membrane. The record is from RefSeq and is a predicted model, not a curated record. Gene Ontology annotation, molecular function: transmembrane transporter activity.